Lactuca saligna is the source of this 1293-nucleotide messenger RNA. The record is from the annotation of a GenBank genome assembly. Lineage: Eukaryota; Viridiplantae; Streptophyta; Magnoliopsida; Asterales; Asteraceae.
CUUAAAUUUUGGCACACAAGUACAUCAUGUUUCAUGUGGUCCGAAGCUCUUUGGAAACUAAUAGACGUGGAGAAUUUAUACAUCGACCACCAAAAAUUAAUGUUUUUGCUUAGAUUAGUAAUUGGGUUUUCUUUUCUGAAAGCAUAAUAACCAAAACCUGGAGUAAUUGAAAGAUCAAGUGUGGGAAUGGCGUUGCAAUUCACUAGUACCUGUAACUUCGCUUUUAGCCAGAAAAAGGUUGAACGAAUCAGGGCAGUUGCUUCAGAUGGCGUUGUGAAGGUGCAAACCGAGGAAGAUAAGUUCGUGAAGCUGGGUGGUUCUGAUUUGAAGCUCACAAAGCUUGGGAUUGGAGCUUGGUCAUGGGGCGAUACCAGUUAUUGGAACAAUUUCGAAUGGGAUGAUAGGAAGAUGAAAGCUUGUAAGAACGCAUUUGAUGCAAGUAUAGAUAGUGGUAUAACUUGGUUCGAUACUGCUGAGGUUUAUGGCUCGAGGUUCUCAUUUGGUGCGAUAAAUUCUGAAACACUACUGGGAAGAUUCAUUAAGGAACGUAAGAAGAAGUAUCCGGAAGAUGAGAUAGCUGUUGCAACUAAAUUUGCAGCAUUGCCAUGGAGGCUAGGGCGCCAAAGUGUCCUCUCAGCCCUUAAGGACUCAUUGAGUCGACUCGAGCUCGACUCAGUUGAACUCUAUCAACUUCACUGGCCAGGAAUUUGGGGAAACGAAGGGUAUAUUGAUGGUCUUGGAGAUGCGGUGGAUCAAGGGCUUGUGAAGGCUGUUGGAGUCUCCAACUACAGCGAAAAGCGUCUUCGUGAGGCUUAUAAACAGCUAAAGAAACGAGGUAUUCCGUUGGCUUCAAACCAAGUCAAUUACAGUCUCAUUUACAGGAUACCUGAGGAAAACGGUGUCAAGGCCACGUGUGAUGAACUUGGGAUUAGUUUAAUUGCGUAUUCGCCUAUCGCUCAAGGUGUUUUGACGGGAAAGUAUACUCCGCAAAACAUCCCGACAGGUCCUCGAGGAAAUAUUUACACUGCUGAGUUCCUAACUGAGCUGCAACCGCUUAUAAACAGGAUCAAGGAGAUCGGAGAGAGCUAUAAGAAAACUCCAACACAGGUGGCACUCAACUGGCUCAUAGCUCAAGAUAAUGUGAUCCCAAUUCCUGGAGCCAAAAAUGCAGAACAAGCACAAGAAUUUGGUGGGGCAUUGGGUUGGAGACUAACUAGUGAUGAGGUUGCUGAGCUUCGUGAUUUGGCGUCAAAAUCAAAACCCACAAUGGGUUUUCCCGUUGAAAAGAUGUAA